This is a messenger RNA of Rosa chinensis, 1272 nucleotides long. RefSeq lists its product as uncharacterized. The transcript has 4 exons. The record is from RefSeq and is a predicted model, not a curated record. Bases 1 to 1272 code for a protein of 423 amino acids. Lineage: Eukaryota; Viridiplantae; Streptophyta; Magnoliopsida; Rosales; Rosaceae.
AUGGCCCGUGGUUCGCGUUCAGAGAGCUCUAGGGCGGGUGAGGCCGCUGCCGCCAAGGUUAGGCGCGACGAACGCUUGGCAAGCAAUAGUGCUGCUAGCGGCUCCGCCGGGGAGGAAGAGGCAGCGGAGCAAAAUGUUGAGUCGGCGUGGUUCCUCCCGGAUGGGACAGCCGUUGACGAGGCGGGAGGGGGGAUGAGCGGUGCUGCUGUCGCUCGACUGAAGCAGGCGUUCCACCUGCCGGGGUCGGUGAAGCUGCGACCACCGACGGCUGAUGAGAAGGCGUCGAUUCUCCCGACGGGGUGUGCGGCCGUGCACGAGGCCAUAUUCCGCCAAGGGGUGACACUUCCGCUGGUGCCCAAUCUUCAAAUCCUUGUUUGCGAGUUUGGCCUUGCCUUCGGUCAGAUCUGUCCAAACAUGUGGCGGUUGAUGUUGGCGAUGAACUCCUUGUGGCGCUUGUCGGGGUGCGAGGGGCCUACCGUGGCGGAAGUGCUCCAUUUCUACGAGUUAGUAUAUGUGAAGCGCCAAGGUUGCCACGGGCAAGUAAAUUUGAGUCGCCGGCAGGGAGCGCCCAAGCUGAUCGAGAAUCUGAGGGACUCCAUGUCCUAUUGGCGGGGGACCUUUUGCGUUGCUACCGACGGUUGGGAGUACCACGCUAGGUCUAACGAGGAAGGGCCGUCAUUUAGGAUUAAGUCCGAGUUCCAACCUAUUCGAGCGGGACUCCGGUAUACGCUGACGCGUGCAGAAGAGUGCCGGGUGGCGAGGAUCAGAGGUUGCUGGCGGAACCGGAACCUGCUUGACUUCCGCUUGCUAACUGGUUGGGAGUUAUUAGUCGACCUGCGACUAACACGCUCUAUUGAAACUCCGCCGGGCAACAAAUCAAGUCGCGACGCGUUCGAGAAGGCGAUGGAUCGGGCGGAGAUAGAAAACUUUUUGGAGGCCAUGUAUGCUGAGGGACUGGCGGCCCAGCAGACCGUGGUGAACCCGGAGACGUUGGCGUUGAGUCACUCCGAGGUUCCGGUGGAGAUGGCAAUGCCACACCAGUCUCACCUUGGCGAAGAUGGUCUGCCUACGGUGCAGGCGGGGACUCAGGCGGAUGGCGGGGAGAGGGGAACCGUUGCUACCGGGCAGCGGGAACGGAUGCCUGCCACCAGGCGCGGUCCUCAAAAGAAGGCGGUACCUUCAACCGAGACUGCUACCGAGGCCAGGGGCAACAGUAAUACAAAUCAGAUGUUGAAAAUCCGGUUCCUCCAAUGGGAAGAUGGGCAGCAGUAA